Messenger RNA from Chara braunii, 1513 nucleotides. Lineage: Eukaryota; Viridiplantae; Streptophyta; Charophyceae; Charales; Characeae. The record is from the annotation of a GenBank genome assembly.
UCGGUGGCCGUUGUUUCGUUUCGGCCUCCAAAAAGGUCGAGGGCCCACCCAAGGCCCGCUAUUUUCCCACGCGGCAGAGGUACUUCGAGCCAAAACCAGUCAUCAUGGUUGGUGUCAUGAUCAUUACAUCAAGGGUCGGAAGCACCCCUGAAGUCUCGUCACUGCGUCUGAGAUGCGACAAGCGUGAGGACUGCAGUGCAAAUUACGCUGCUGCUCCUGCGUCUUCAAUCCAUGGAAGCAUUCCCUCUCGGCUUCCAUGCGCAGACGGCCAUGCUGUCCACUGUGAGCUAACCCCUGCAAGUUCAUCCUUGACCACAAGGCAGUUGUCGAAGGUAUAUGCUGUGGACAGGGGAUACCGUGCUUCCAGUCUUGGGAACCGUCUUUUCGGCAGACAUGGCGACCUUGAAAGUGUCCCUUCUCCGAGGAACCACGAGUUACUUGGCCGACGACGACGAGGGCACUUCAAGUUGUGCUCAUCGUGUAUCUGCAGCCUUGUUGAUGACAAUGGCUGCUGGUUUUCGCAAACUAGCUCAAACCACCUCUACUCUGCAUCAGGGGUGUCUUUGGUUCGAGCAGGCAACAUUGCCACCACAUCGAUCGAUCCCGAGGAGACCGCUGCAGUAAAGAUUGAAAGAGAGAAGUUGAAGUCAAAAUUGAAAUCUCUUGUUGGUGACGAUGAAGCAAGGGUGUUGAGGCCGUUGAGUGAGGAAGCGCUGGCGUUGAUCUCCGAUCUGGAGCCUCUGUCCCUGGCACUGUUUGCUUCUAGUGAGAUAUUCAAUGGGAAGUUCCAAUUACUGGGGUGCAGUGUAGCGCUCGGUGGUGGUGGCCCACUCUCUCUCUCACAACUGACCUUUAAUGUGUACCCAGUUUCCGAACUAACCGUCCAGAUUACAGGUUGUUUCAAUUGGGUGGAAAAUUCCAAGAACGCCGUGGUGACAACAUUACUGAUUUCAGCGGGGAAUGAUGAUGCCCAUCCAGCAGUCUCUGGUGUGAGUAUUGUAUCUGGAUCAAUUGAGUUGAGUGACCAAUGUUCGCAUGCUAAUGAUGCUAUACGAUUUGCCGCCAUUUCACUGGAGCCAGGGAACUCAGCAACUGAAGAGGAGUUGCACAUCUGGAAGAGUCUUCUUGCACCUUACUGCCCUGAUAUGGAUAACGAAGGGGCAGUAGUGCGCCAACUGAGGCAAUCAGGCUCAAAUGAGGUACUUUUCCAUGACGAGGAAUUACGUAUUGUAAGAGGAAACAUGAAACGCAUCUAUGUGCUAAGGAAGAUGGCCACAGAUGAUCCGAGCUGGCCGUCCCGGUUAAUAGCCUGAAAUGGCAUGGUGUCCACAACUUUCCACUAACUUAGAGCCAGCAUUGUUUACGGAUGGGAGUUUUUUUCUUUUUUUAACUAAGGGAUCAUAGUGUACCCGAGCCAGGACAGGUCAGGCUGGUCAUCCACAAAGGGCUUCCUAGCCAGUGUUGCCUAGGCCAGGUGAUCAGUGGGGGCUGAGAAUGAACUUAUUUAGGUGUA